AUUCAUUCGCGAUGUGACCUUCGACGAUCUAAAUAUGCCAGCCUCAAAUUUCAAAGAGUAGUGGUAUUGGCGWCUGUUGCAUAACUCGUAGUGCAUUUGUGUUUUUCAUUAUUUAUUGUGCUUUCCUGCACCUGGAUGUCGCUUGUUUACAUACAAAAUUGAAUCAACUUAAGACAUAUGAGCUUGCAUAAUUUUUACAUCAAAAGUAAUUUUGGUGUAGAGUAAGAUGGGAAACUCUAGCAGUAUUAUGAAGCCAGAAGAGCUCAUUAGGUUCCGAAAGUUAAAUACGUCUUUUGACGAUGUGGACAUACCAGCUCGUCCUCAAAACAGGUCACUUACCGAUAAAAAAGGAUUUGUAAUUUUUGGCAUCUGCGUACUUCUUUUACUUCCCUUUGUUAUCUAUGCAUUAAUUAAAUCAGACUCACGACACCUUGAUUCCGGUUAUGAUGACUGUGGCAACUUUUGUGGAUAUGAAAACGAAAAAAUUGAGGGAAUCUCUUGUUCUGGAAAAGACUAUUCCAUGCAACCAUUUUCAAAUAAGCUCAGAUGUGUUGAUGAAUGUCCCAAAGAAAGUUUCGCAGGAAUUUGCAUCGAGGAAGAAACACAAUUUGAUGACGUUGUGGAGGAGGCCGACACAGGGUCGAUUGUAUGGAGAUUCAUAGUUUCUGUUUUGAUCACAAUAAGUUUGAGUAUUGUAGUACUGGUUCUUCUAAGAUUCGCACCCGCCAUUGUAGUUUGGACUUGUUUAGUUAUUACUAUUCUAGUGCUGCUUGCUAUAACAUUCUUACUCUGGUUCAGAGUUGCUACAGUGAAAGAUUACAACCUGAAUUUCGAAAAGUUCAAUAGAAACGGAGAAAGGUUAGACGUGCAAACAACACUAAUCGCAAUAGCAACAAUAUGGACAAUCAUUGCCUUAAUACUUCUAAUAAUUAUUACAGUUCUUUUUAAGAAAGUUAAAUUGGUAAUACUUUUGUUCCAAGAAGCAACUAAGGCUCUUGCUGCAAUGCCAAUGUUGAUGUUUGUACCAGUAAUCGUGACCAUCGUGCAGUUUGUCAUAAUAGUGCUUUUCAUAGUCACUUCUAUUUACAUUCUUGCUUCCCGACAACUUGUAAAAUGGGAAGAUGGAACCUACCGCUAUGAACUAAAUGGAGUAACAAUAUUCACCUUCGUUUUUAAUCUUCUUGUGCUUAACUACGUUACACGAUUUUUUGCUGGAAUUAAUUUCAUGGUAAUAUCUGGAAGUGUUUCAUCUUGGUUUUUCACCAGGAACAAAGAGUAUUUGGGUUCUCCAAUUCUAACAAGUUUAUCUAACACAUUAAAAUACCAUCUUGGUACUGUGGCGUUUGGAUCUUUUCUUAUGCUCUUAUUUUCUUUCGUGAAGGCGAUUAUUAAACCUCUGUGCAGAAAUUCGUGCUGUAGAUGCUUGUGUAUGAUGUGCUGUACUUAUCUUGAUAUCGUCUUCCAAUUUCUCUCGGAAAAUGCUUACAUAGAAACAAGCAUCCACGGACAGUCUUAUCUUAGAUCGGCAAAAAGGGCCACCAAGUUGCUAUUUAAAAAUGCAAAAAAUGUAAUGGCAAUUAACUGUGUUGGAGAUUUUGUAUUGGGAAUAAUUGUUUUUCUGUUAGCUAUUGUAACAUCGGUAAUAUCCAGUACACUGUUUGCAAGUUCUGGAUCGAUAUUUGUUUAUGCCCCGAUUUGUUUUAUCGUCAAUUUGAUAAUUGUUGCCAUCAUUUUUGGAGUAGUUCAGAUUACAAUAGAUACUCUAUUUAUUUGUUUCUGUGAAGAUUCGGUUAUUAAUGAUGGAAUUUCAAGACCGUUUUACAUGACAAGAGGCCUUAUGGAGUUUGUUGAAAACUCGAAGAAACUGUAUGGCGAAAAAUAUUAAUUAUAUAAAUAUAUUAAUAUUUAGCACUUCACUAUAAAUUAUUUUUUUUAUAAAAGCGUCACAAGGUUUAUAUUUUUUUGCAGUUGUGUCCAUAAGUCUACACAUUUUUAAUGUAUGUAUAUUAAUAUGUAUUAAAACAUAUUGGUCAUAUAUUAACGUUUGUAUAAUAAAAUUGUAAUGUAAUAUGCUAAGGUAGGUAUACUACUUACAGUAGCAUCUCGUUUACCUGAAAGCCUAUAUCUUCUUACGGGUAUAAUCCGGAAUAAAAUAUGUAUUUUUUUGUUUA
Tribolium madens (black flour beetle) is the source of this 2171-nucleotide messenger RNA. RefSeq names its product choline transporter-like protein 1. The record is from RefSeq and is a predicted model, not a curated record. The coding region runs from base 227 to 1885 and encodes 552 amino acids. Gene Ontology annotation, biological process: transmembrane transport. Lineage: Eukaryota; Metazoa; Arthropoda; Insecta; Coleoptera; Tenebrionidae. The transcript is spliced from 14 exons. Gene Ontology annotation, molecular function: transmembrane transporter activity. Gene Ontology annotation, cellular component: membrane.